AUGACCAGGAAUGUUGACGAUUACAAUAAAUAUGAGCAGGUCCGAGCUAUCCUGCAGAAGUUGGAGCUGCAGAGUACGGUUGAUGACAACAUCAUUAUGAAUAAGGUAUGUGGCAUCGUACCGUGGCGGACUGCCCAUUUCUGCAUCAUAGGAUUGUCAACCGUGGUGGAAAUGAUUCGAGAAAACCAGAAUAUGGAUUGCCUCCUGGUCAAAGUGGGAAGGGAUGACAAUCUAUAUAAACUGCACCCACAGUGUGUAUCAUCCACAGUCUUUCAGGUUGGAGACAAAGAAUCAUAUUCUGACCAAGAAAUGUACAAACCUGCUAUUCAGCUGGUGAAAGAGGCUUACUACCCAAUUCUCGCAUCGGUUGCUCUUCCUGCUAACUUGGUGACAAUCUUGAUUCUCUCAAGUGGAAACUGUGGCCUUUCCAAGUGUAUCUCUGUUUAUAUGGUGGCAAUGGCAAUAACAGAUCUACUGGUCAUUAUCAUCAAUGUGAUUGUGUAUCAUAUCUUCAUUUAUCACUUUCCAUUCUCAUUCUUGUCCCACACACCGGUGUGCAGGGUCAUUUUAUAUCUGACUGCUGUGUCUCUCGAUUUAUCUGUUUGGUACGUAGUCUCCUUUACAUUCGAUCGAUUUGUCGUGAUCUGCUGCCAGAAGUUUCAAAUAAAGUAUUGCACCAAAAGAACGGCAGUAGCAGUUAUAAUAACAUUUUUGUUUCUGACUCUUUUAAAGGAAAUACCAAUUUUAUUUCAAUUUGAACCUAACCAAAUAAUUAACAAGGUGCAGUGGGGUUGUCGCCAAAGAGCUGCUUAUUUCUCUUCACCUGCAGGAAUAGCGUUUGUCUGGUUUUACAGCACCUCAGUCGUUUGGCUUCCAUUUGGCCUGAUUUUCCUGUUUAAUUCAAUAACUGUCAGACGUAUUUUAGUGGCCAAUAGAACGCGUUCAGUACUUAUGUGCCGCGGGAGUGAGAAUCACAGAGACUCAGAGACUGAGAAUCGAAGGAAAUCCAUCAUUUUACUCCUCUCCAUAUCAGUCACUUUUAUAUUGCUCUGGUUGACAAACGCUGUGAGUUUUGUAACUACCAGAUUUGUAAGCACUAGGUAUUACCAGGGAAACCAAAAUAACCCUGAUUAUAUCGCCACUGAAACUGGAUCAUUCUUGAAGUUGUUGAGUUGUUUUCAAAACCCGUGUAUUUAUGCAGUAGCCCAGAGAAAGUUCAGAGCAGAGCUAAAGAGUGUGGUAAAAUCUCCAUUCAGAUACAUCAACAGGAAAAGAUAA
Molecule: messenger RNA, 1278 nt
Organism: Rhincodon typus (whale shark)
Lineage: Eukaryota; Metazoa; Chordata; Chondrichthyes; Orectolobiformes; Rhincodontidae
Product: probable G-protein coupled receptor 139
Exons: 4
Coding region: 1-1278 (425 amino acids)
Biological process (GO): G protein-coupled receptor signaling pathway
Cellular component (GO): membrane
Molecular function (GO): G protein-coupled receptor activity
Source: RefSeq, a predicted model, not a curated record